AUGGCUUCUGAGAGAGUCGAUCUUUUGUUUAGUUUUACAAGAUUCGAGAGAAAGGAGAUGGAUAAUAUGGUAGAGAAUAACGGGAAUUUGGAAGAAGAGUUAGAUCCUCAACUAUGGACUGCUUUAGCUGGAAAUCUGGCGAAAACUAUAAGGAAAGAUCAAAAGGUAUACUUUUUCCCUCAAGGGUAUCAAGAACAAGCCGAUAGAAUUGUUGAUUUUGAAAACAUUCCUUCAUCAAUUGAAUCUUCUAUAAAGUGUAAGGUUUUGGGUGUUAAGUAUUUGGCUAAUCAUGAAACUGACGAGGUUUAUCUCAAGAUUAACUUGCUUCCUGUUCCUGUGAACGGAAGUUGUUCUCUUGACGAUGAUAAUGACGACGACGAGGAUGACGAAGACGACGGUGAUAUUCAUAAACUUGUUGCAUUUGCGAAAACAUUAACUCCGUCGGAUGCAAAUAACGGUGGUGGAUUUUCAGUUCCUAGGUAUUGUGCAGAUACAAUGUUUCCUAAACUCAACUUUGACGAUGACCCACCUGUUCAAAACCUUCGAAUUAAAGAUGUUCAUGGAAGAAUCUGGACGUUUCGUCAUAUUUACAGAGGAUCGCCAAGACGCCACCUUUUUACAACGGGAUGGAGUGGUUUUGUAAAUAAUAAGAAACUCAUCAGCGGCGAUUCAAUUGUUUUUGUUAAGGAUAACAAUGGUGAAAUCCGGGUAGGUCUCCGUCGUCGAAUAAACAGAGAAGCUAGUGGAGACCAGACUGAAUCAUCAUCAGCAGCAGCACCACCGCCGCCGCCGCGUUCCCGUUGGAAUGAGACAAAAAUAAGCCCGGAAUCAGUCAUUGAAAGUUUAAACCUUGCGAGUAAAGGUGAGGCGUUUGAAGUGGUUUACUAUCCUCAAGUAAACGCUCCAGCGUUUUGCGUUGAAUCGUUGAAGGUAACUAAAUCGCUUAAGAUUCCUUGGGAUGCUGGUUCUAGUUGUAAAAUAGAACUAGAAAGUGAAGAUUCGUCAAGGAAAAGUUGGUUUGAUGGAACUAUAACAUCAGUUGAACCAUUUGAUCCAGAUCAUUGGAAAUUAUCACCAUGGAAGAGUAUUAAGGUUAAAUGGGACAAUGAUCUUGAGAAUACUUACUUGAAUACGUAA
This is a messenger RNA of Impatiens glandulifera, 1137 nucleotides long. RefSeq names its product auxin response factor 16-like. Gene Ontology annotation, cellular component: nucleus. Lineage: Eukaryota; Viridiplantae; Streptophyta; Magnoliopsida; Ericales; Balsaminaceae. Gene Ontology annotation, biological process: regulation of DNA-templated transcription; response to hormone. The record is from RefSeq and is a predicted model, not a curated record. The transcript has 2 exons. Gene Ontology annotation, molecular function: DNA binding. Bases 1 to 1137 code for a protein of 378 amino acids.